Molecule: messenger RNA, 1218 nt
Organism: Microstroma glucosiphilum
Lineage: Eukaryota; Fungi; Basidiomycota; Exobasidiomycetes; Microstromatales; Microstromataceae
Exons: 2
Coding region: 320-1045 (241 amino acids)
Source: RefSeq, a predicted model, not a curated record
UACCAGGCAACACUCCCUUGGGUCCUUUGUCCCCUUGGCGUACCAUGAGAGUCGCCGAAGCUUGCUCAUUCAGUCUCAGCACUCAGCAUUCCUCAUUGGGCACGUCACUUCGAUGGCCGGGACAGACGGAGUAAAAGCGGUAUAUAGUAAAGGCCCCGAUCCUCCUUGCCAAUUCACGUCCGCCUUACCUCCCAACACCAUAACAUUCGUUUGCGCCAACCUCCGUACCUAUUCUCUGCCGCUCCCGACCUGAAAGGUUUGACAUCUUUCACGCCGUCUCCGAUACACGCUUUCUCUUUCUUUACCAAUCUCGUUCAUUAUGGUCCAGGUGACCUUUGCCGCCCUUUCCCUUGCCCUCUUGGCCGCCGUCUCAUCGGUCCAGGCCCAUCCUUACCUGACUGAGCGAUCGGAUGUUACCGACUGCGUCACUGCAAUCACUGGUACUUUUGGAUUUGGUAGUAUCAGCUCUCAGGGCGUGGCCAGGGUGGCCAGGUCGAAUGCCGCCCUGAGCUCCGCCAGGACACAGACAUCGGCCGUUACAAAUACCUUGGCUCGAUACGUCGUGACGUUGGACGACACUGGCGCCGAAGUUGCGGCUUCGAGCUUCGAGUGGGCAAACUGCACAGCCGCUCUCAAGGAUGCUGGAUGGUCACUCGAGUUGCCCAGCAACUACAAGACCAUCUUCGGCUCAUCGACUGGCAAGACUUUUGAGUACGGUUGGGGAAUCGUCAGGCCAGAGGGUGCCAGCACCUACUGUCUCUCGCUUCAGUCUGCUCCUACCUCCUCCUCCUUCACCAACCAGCGUCUCCUGAGCGUACCCUGCGCCAGCACCACUCAUGCGACCAGGAUCUUCUUUGCAGCUAGGGAGGUCAACAGCGACACCGCUACCACCUUCAUGACGCCUGUACCCCUCCUCAAGAGUGGUACCACCGUGUCUGGUAGCGCCGUUGUAGGGACCGACUCGUUCGGAACGAUCCGCGUCAGUUCUGCUGCCGUCACAUCGCCCAGGUAUCUGACCCUGACUCCCGAAGACGACGGCUGCUGAGGGUGGGCAACAUCCCCCGACCGUACAUAGACUGGAAGGAUGGGUUUGAGGAUGGGUUAGCACCCUUGGAGGCCGUCGGAAGGAGAAGGAUGAAUGAUGUCCACCCCAUUUGUACAAAUCUCUGUCUGUUUGCUUGCCUUGUCCCCUGAUGCCCUGCUGCUCUUGUCUGUCCC